GUUGGAGGAGAAAAGGAAACAUAUUUAUUGGACUCCUUGUGCAGCUCAUUGUAUUGAUUUGAUGCUUGAAGAUAUUGGGAAGCUUCCCUUGAUAAGGAAGACCAUUAGAAGGGCAAUUAAUCUAGUUGGUUUUAUCUAUGCCCAUUCUAGUACCUUAAGUUUGUUGAGAAAUUUUACAAACAAGAGGGAAUUGGUGAGACAUGCUAUUACUAGAUUUGCCACUUCUUAUCUAACCUUGGAAAGGCUUCACAAAGAGAAAGCCAAUAUUAGAAAAAUGUUUACUUCUGAUGAAUGGACCUUGAACAAGCUAUCUAAGGAGCCUAAGGGAAAAGAAGCUGCAAAGGUAGUGCUCAUGCCUUCUUUUUGGAAUAGUGUGGUUUACACUCUUAAAGUCAUGGCUCCACUUGUGAAAGUGCUUCGUCUUGUGGAUGGUGAAAGGAAACCAGCCAUGGGCUAUAUUUAUGAAGCAAUGGACAAGGCAAAAGAAACAAUUAUGAAGUCUUUCAACAACAAUGAAAGCAAGUACAAAGAUGUGUUUGAAAUCAUUGAUAAAAGAUGGAAUUGUCAGCUUCAUAGGCCAUUGCAUGCAGCUGCCCACUUCUUAAAUCCAGAGUUCUUUUAUGACAACACUGACUUAGAGUUUGAUUUUGAGGUCACCAAUGGUUUGUUUGAGUGCAUUAAGAAGUUGAUUCCACAAUUUGAUGUGCAACAGAAAAUUCUAACCGAGUUGCAUCUUUACAAGAUUGGUGCUGACCACUUUGGUUCCGACUUUGCAAUGGCUCAAAGGAAAACCCAUUCUCCUACAUAUUGGUGGCGAAUGUUUGGGUCACAAACUCCAAAUUUGCAGAAGCUGGCUAUUAAGAUUUUGAGUUUGACUUGCAGUGCUUCAGGAUGUAAAAGAAAUUGGAGUGUGUUUGAGCAAAUUCAUUCCAAAAAAAGAAAUAGGCUUGAGCACAAGAGGUUGCAUGAUUUGGUGUUUGUCAAAUACAACCAACAAUUGAAGCAAAGAUAUAAUGCAAGAGAUGAAAUUGAUCCAAUUUUUCUUAAUGAUAUUGAUGUAUGCAAUGAAUGGCUCGUGGGAGAGAUGGAUCAAGAUGAUGAUAAUGAUGCUGGAAAUGAUUUGGUAUUUGAAGAUGAUGAUGCUCUAAAUUGGGCAACUGUGUAUCAGGCUUCGGGGGUUGGAGAGUGUAGGAUGUAUACUAGGCGGAAAAAACAAAAAACAAGUGUUGCUGCUGCCCAAACUUCUAAAAAACAGGCAAUGGUUGUUGGAUCUUCAUCAAGGAAGCAAAAAGCAGUCCAAGAAAAUGAUGAGGAUCUAGAUGUUGAGGAGAAUAUUGAUGUUGAAUCUGAAGAAGAAGAAAUCAUGGUCAAUUUUGAGGCGUCUGAUGGGGAAGAGGGAGAGGGAGAUGCUCCAUUACCAUAUGAUAACAACGAAGAUGAUUAUGUUGGGAUUGGAGAAGAUGAUUAGAGCCUCAACCUUCACUUUGCACUUUGCAUUAUGUUUUUAUCAUUUUCUUAUUUUGAACUCUUUAAUGAGUUUAUUUGGUGUUGGUACUUGAUUAUUGUAUGAACUCAUGAAACUUUUUUAGUUUAUUUGAAUGCAAUCCUUUGUUUUUUUCAAUUUCAAUGAGUUUAUAUAUAUGUUUUUUUUUUUUUUUUUUGUGUCCGCCAUGACAUCCGCCAUUUUCCGCUACGCCAUCCGCCAUAUUUUUAUGGCGGAUUUUUGAUUUUCCGCCAUGAACCGCCAUCCGCCAUUAACAAC
This is a messenger RNA of Glycine soja, 1762 nucleotides long. RefSeq lists its product as uncharacterized. The transcript has 3 exons. The coding region runs from base 62 to 1468 and encodes 468 amino acids. The record is from RefSeq and is a predicted model, not a curated record. NCBI's taxonomy places the organism in Eukaryota, Viridiplantae, Streptophyta, Magnoliopsida, Fabales, Fabaceae. Gene Ontology annotation, molecular function: protein dimerization activity.